Didymella exigua CBS 183.55 is the source of this 5291-nucleotide messenger RNA. RefSeq lists its product as uncharacterized. The record is from RefSeq and is a predicted model, not a curated record. Gene Ontology annotation, molecular function: structural constituent of nuclear pore. The transcript has 2 exons. Gene Ontology annotation, biological process: nuclear pore organization. Lineage: Eukaryota; Fungi; Ascomycota; Dothideomycetes; Pleosporales; Didymellaceae. The coding region runs from base 132 to 5144 and encodes 1670 amino acids. Gene Ontology annotation, cellular component: nuclear pore inner ring; nuclear pore.
GUCCCGCGAAAGUUCGAGCUGGGUCAUGGGAGGAAAAUACGGCCCAAACACGCCCACAAUCGCCUCCACUCACCUGAUACCCCGUCUAUGCUGCCGGCGCACGAUGCGCAGUGACCCCCAACGACCCUUACAUGGCUGAAGAAGACGAUCUCGCGGCCCUCCAGGGCCUGCACCGCGAUCUCUGCGCGCACAUCGACCUGCAGCUGCCGGUGCUGGACCGCCUGCUGAACAACCUGGAAGCGCAUCUGGAGGAGUUCAAGACGCUGCUGGACAAGAAGCCGAAGAAUGACGCAAGCAGACGGCUACUCGCGGGCGGGAAAAUCACCAUCGACGACAACGAAUAUGAGGUCAACGAUGACUUCAAGCAGCAGACGCUCGAGCUGGCCGAUGCCCUGGACCUGGACGAAGUCGACGCCGCAGCGCUGUUCAUGGCCGCUGCAGCUGAAGCCGCCGAGCUGGACCGCACGCAGCUGCAGACCGCCGUCAUACGCUUCCAUCGCCGCCGCGAAUACGUCCUGCUUUGCUUGCGCAUCCUCAUGAAGACCGCGCUGGACAACGGCGACAACGCGGAGACAGAUGUCGAGGGCAUGCCGGCGUUUCAGAGGGCGGUCCAGAUCAUACUGGGCGUGGAAGGCGCCGUGAACCUCGUCAACGCGUAUGGAUACUGGAACAAGUGUCUGACUGGCAUGUCGAACGUUGAAAAGUGGCUGCAGCAAAUCUUGGAGCGCGUCCAGAGCACCCAGAUUGUUGGACAGGUUCCACUCCCAGGUUUCGUCGAGAUCAUGGACUUUCAGCGCCAGAGUUUGACACGACAGCACGAGAAUCUAUCUGCCAUCUGUACGCACAUGAUCAAGGCUGGCUACGUGAACCUCGAUAACUACAAGGCGCUGUUAGCGAAGGCGAAGACUCUCGAAAGACACGACAUCAUCACGAUUCACUAUGUACCCAUCAUUAUUCGAUUGACAGGCUGGACAGCAACUGAGAGCAAUGUCAUGUUGAGAGAUGCACGGUCCCUUCACGACUCGCUGAUGGCGGAGCGGGAUACCUCCAGCUGGGCGCUAAGGAAUCUGCAUGCAGCGACUCUGGCUUGGUGGUUGGCAGAGUACAGUGGCCGAUACGUGGACCCCAACGACCAGGAACCUGCCGUACGAGGCGUCGAUCUGAAGGCCGAGGCUGAGAGGCGAUCUGAGCAGUUCAUCAGGUCACUCAGCGAAGGCGCAUUCCACUUCAUGCUCUCCAUCAGCCAGGAUGUGCGACCAACAAGAUGGUACGACCCACAAAAGACCAGCAUGCUUUCGACGCUGCUGCAAGACACCGCUAUCCUCAGUCCGGAGACCACACAGCCUGACGACUUCUUCAAGAUUCUGAUGAUGGAGCAGCUGCAGACUUUCGUAGACUCCUUCAUCACCCACAUGCCAGAUACGCUGCGGAAACUGAAGGUCGAGGAGGACGACCAACGAAGAAGGCUCCAACUACAAUUCCAGCGAUCAACCGGUGAAUUCCCAUUGCACCUCGAAAGAUUCAUGAUCAUUGUUGCCUAUGCUUUCGAUGGCUUUUCCGAUGCAGCUGGUGAUUUCUGGACCGAUAAAGAGAGCAAUCUUUACGGUUUUCUUCAAUGGGCGGCAAAGCGGCAGCCAACGCCUCGCAUCGCCAUGUUCUGCGAGAUGUUACGAGCGAUCUCGACCGAUCAAGAAAACGCAGACUCGGCGCACAAGUUUCUGCUCGAAGAAGGCGCCUCUGCGACAGGAAAGAUCCGGCGCACAAGCUCACUGAGCUAUACACACAUUUUCAAUGAGCUGGUGGAAUUCGAUCGAGACAUUCAUGAACCGAAGAAGGCUAUUCAGAUGGGUCUCUUUACACAGUCUCAAACGCCAGCCGAUCAGAUUGUUGAGCCCGAGAGUGCAACUAUGUUGGAAAGCUAUCUUCGCCUGCUUGCGCAUUUGUGCAGGCACAGUUUCGCUGCACGUCAAUGGAUCCUCGAACUCAAGGAGUAUAACUAUUUGGGUAUCUGCUUUGGCUUGUGUACCGACAAGGUCGAGAGUGGGCUCCGAGCAGCGGCAUAUGACGCAUUGGCAGCUUUGCUGGUAGGCAAGGAUGUCAAUCGCGCAAGCAUCGUCUGGAGUGCUCUGGACGACUGGACUGUUAGUGGCUUCUUUGUUGCAUCGAAGCCCAGCAACGCCCUCGUUUCAGCGCCGAGAGAUGAGUUCUGGGCUACUUUGGCUGACGGUUAUGAUGAGGCAAUCGCUUUUGUACGACUACUGCAUAGCCUUAUUGAGCCAUAUCCUGACAGCGAAGGCCUCAACGAUGGCUUGCCGUUCCCGGAAACUCUGGGGUCUUCACGCAGGAUGCCAGGCAUAGAGGGUUACGUCGAUUUUGUCAUGCAGCAAGUGUUCGCAGAGCGCUCGCAAGAGAUCCUUGACCCACUACAGCGCAACGUCAUGAGAUGGACAUGCCUGCGUUUCAUCGUGACCUGCCUGUCAACGUUCAACGAGAACCUCGUCGUCUUCGCGAACAAGUCCAGCAUCCCUGUCGACGCGGUCAUCGACUCCUCAUCGCUCGCUGCCUAUAUUGCCAUGCACCCCUUCACCCGGGUCAUGGAAUGGCUGUUCAACGACAAGGUCGUUAAAGCUCUCUUUGCUUCAUCACAUCACGAUGUCAGUGAGGUUGAUGCAUCGCCGUCAGAUUCUCCCUUGGUUCAGACACUGAUGCUGAGCAUCGAAGUCAUGGAUCAGGUCAUGAAGCUGCAGGCCACCUACCUUGACAUUGUCAGGCCUGCGCUUAGGCAGCAAUCACCACUGCAUGGAUCUCCAGUCUUCAAUCUCUCGUUGGCGUCAUUCGAAGAUGCCAUCCUCAACAAUUUGCAGAUCGUUGUUGACCUAGGUUUGUACUGUGGUACUGGUCAUGAGGCUCUGACUAUAGCUUCCUUACAACUGCUACAGAAGCUUGCAUCAUCGAGGAAGCUCGCCGCAUCACCAGCUGGGUUUGGACAACGAACUGGCCGUAGUAAGGCUGUUGGCAUACUGGAGCGCGACAAUGAAGCAGAUAGAAUUGGUCGAUCUUUGCAUGGCUUGAUGCGAUUCAGCGCUGAAGAGUUGGAAGCCGGUGAGGAAGCAUCAGGCUACAUCGUCAAGCUUCGCGUGCUCGAGUUCUUGAACAGCUGUCUUGCAGCCGUGUCGACAAGGCCUACCAUCGCCCAUAUCCUGCUCGGCUUCACUUGUGAGAGCACCACCGUCCGCAUCGAACCAGACAGCUUAUGGUCGAACGGGCAAUCGCUCUUCCAUGCUAUUCUUCUGCUGGCCGUCGAGUAUCCUGACAACGAUACAGAGCGGUUCCUGGCCUGGCGAUCAGAGCUCAAAACACGUUGCUGGGAUGUUCUCCAGAAGCUGUGGCGUUCCCCGCUGACCAGCGCCAUCGUUAUGGAAGAGCUACGAGAUAACGAGCUCCUUUUCGUCGAAGCUCCCCGCUUGAUGCCGAUUAAUGUCGAUGUUCGCUGGGAAAGUCUCUCGCUCGCAGAAGGUCUGGAACUCCUCGCGACGGGUGACUUCUCUGAAUUCUUCUCCGGCCCGCCGGCGCUUGCGCUGCAGAACUUCCUCCAACGGAGAGCCGCCUUUCUGGACUACAAAUCAAGAGAGCUGCGCUUGACGAUCAAAGAAGGCAUGCCAACUAUGAAGUCAAGAAUACAGUCCUUGCUUCUUGGUCAGACGAUCCUACCCGGAGAGGACUCGCUGCCGAACCCCACCAUCUUCGACCUCUUCGAUUUUAUCGAGUUUGCGUACCCAGAGCGUAGCUUGCCUGACCAGCAUCGCUUCUUUGAAGGUGUCAACCUUGCCUCGUGCCAAGAAGACAAAGAUGGUAGCCUCUUGUACUCGCUGCCGUUACUGCAGCAAGUCAUUCUGCUGAAAAUGAAAUUCUGGCGGAAAGACGGUCUGAUCACUGAUGAUCUUCAAGAGACAGAGCUGGCUCAACAGGCGGAGCUGCUACUGGCUGUUUUCGCUGAUUGGAACCGUCGAUCACAGUUGACACGUUAUCACAAGGACAUUCUCCAGUCCUGGGUACAAGUGCUGGUGGUCGCGGUACACAGCUGCGACUUCGAUGACGGGGCAAGGGCCUCGUUCAUCCUUCAGACACUACAAGUCAUCCUUCCAAAGCUGGAGCAAGCAUACAACGGUGACGUCUACACCGCGUUGCAGCUUGCCGGUCUGGCUGAAUCGCUCAUUCAGAAGGUCGACUUCACAUCGACAGCUUUCGACAAGACAGGCGACUUCUCGAACGAUCGUCUUAGCCAGCUCUUCCGUGCCGCGCUCACAGGAAUCUACAGCCCAAUAUCCAUCCCGGAGCUCCGUGAGUACUGCUAUCAGAUCUGCUUCCGCUACAUCCACGGCACCUUUGAGAAGGCAACACAAAGCUCCCCACUCGGUCGCCACACACUGAACUCCAUCAAGAAUGGCGGUAAUCAUCUUCUCGAAAUCAUCUGCGACGACGCAUACAGCGGCUCCGGUACGUGCAAGGUAUCCGCACUUUUGCUAUUAAACGCACUCGUCGCAGUCGCCACACGACAGCAAUCAAAGUACAUUCUCGAGACCUUCGUUUCACUCAACUUCAUCGGCGUCCUCGUGGACAACGUCAAGCACAUCCCCGAGGAGCUCAAAAAUGCAGUUGCACCGCAAGUCUCCAGCCUACUUUCAUAUUAUGAAGCCAGUCUGGCUCUGCUGCUGCGCAUCGCCCAGUCUCGCCUCGGCGCCGCAUACGUCCUCAACGCCGGUCUCUUCCCCGCGAUCCGCGACUCGCAAAUCUUCGCUGUCGAUCCUGACAUCGGUCUCGAAUUCGAUAAUCCCAAUGCCCUGAAGAAGUACUACGAGCUGAUGCUCAGUGUCUUAAGAGUCGUCAACGCAGCGGUGAUUGCGAGGGGGAGGCAGAACGAUCAGAUGGUAUUUCAGGCUCGAGAGUUUUUGAAGGAGAACAGGCAGAGCAUGGUUGCGGUGUUCAAGAGGAGCAUCAACGUUGGCGGCGGAGAGAAGGUGGAAGCGCAACAGGAUCUUGUGGAUUUGGUGGAUUGCUGGACGAUUUUGGUAGAGGUCACCAGGUUUCUCGAGUAUGAGGACUCGUCCGUGCUGAAGAAGACGAGAAGCAAUUUGUUUUCGUAGAUCUAGCGAUUUGCGUGUAUCAGCGAUCGCGAAUUCAAGCGAGCGAUAAGUCACCAAUACAAAAGCAUUGAAGUUGCGCAUCAACAUCAUUUCUGACUAGAUUACUGGGGUUUGAACAUGGCCGAGAUGCUACUCAAUCGUAUCAGC